Molecule: messenger RNA, 2007 nt
Organism: Canariomyces notabilis
Lineage: Eukaryota; Fungi; Ascomycota; Sordariomycetes; Sordariales; Chaetomiaceae
Product: amidase signature enzyme
Exons: 4
Coding region: 199-1836 (545 amino acids)
Source: RefSeq, a predicted model, not a curated record
GCAAUGGUGUUAUCGGCCCCGCGCCUAAGGCGCCUUUCGUUGGGGAGUAUAACGACACACGUGUUGACUGAUGACGGUCUUGCAUCUAUAUAACUCGGAUGCCACGACCCUGUGAACCUGGAUCCGAGAGUUAAGAUUCAACGUCGAGACAUCAAGUCCGACCUCAAGGGAACUUAGGGAAGAAUCCAACAGGGCAUCAUGGCAAGGCUCACGACAUGGAGGCUCAUAAGCACGGCAUCAGCCCUUUGGCUCGGCAUCGCUAGCUUGGCCGCGGCAAACUGCUCUUUAUCAGUCAAGGGCGAGCAAUUCCCUAGCUUGAUUGAUGUCACGAUCGAGGACCUGGAGAAGGGCCUCAACAAAGGCCUCUUCACCAGUGUUGACCUGGUCAAAGCCUACCUGGCCCGCAUCGCCCAGGUCAACCCCAUCCUCCACGCCAUCAAUGAGGUGAACCCAGACGCCCUCGCCAUCGCGACCGACCUGGACGCAAUGCGCGCCAAGGGGAAGACGCUGGGUCCUCUGCACGGCAUCCCCAUCAUCAUCAAGGACAACAUCGCAACGGCCGAUAAGAUGAACAACACGGCCGGAUCAUUCGCCCUUGUCGGCGCCAAGGUCCCCCGCGACAGCACCAUGGCAGCCAAACUGCGCCAAGCCGGUGCCAUCAUCGUGGCCAAGGCCAAUCUCAGUCAAUGGGCCAACUACCGCAGCAGCAACUCCUCCAACGGCUGGUCUGCAUACGGCGGACAGGUCACCGGCGCCUACUACCCGAACCAAGACCCCAGCGGCAGCUCCAGCGGUAGUGGCGUCGCUUCGUCCAUCGGCCUGGCUCUUGCCGCUCUCGGCACCGAGACAUCCGGCUCCAUCGUCUCGCCCUCGCAACGCGGCAACCUCGUCGGGGUAAAACCCACCGUCGGCCUAACCUCACGGUACCUCGUUGUACCCAUCAGCUCACAUCAAGACACCAUCGGGCCCAUGGCGCGCACCGUCAAAGACGCCGCCAUCAUCCUGCAAGCCAUCGCGGGACGGGACUGCCACGACAACUACACCUCCGCCAUCCCCAACAACGGCAAAAUCCCCAACUACCUCGCGGCGCUGAAACCAGGCGCCCUAAAGAACGCCCGCAUCGGCAUCCCCUACAACGCCCUCAGCCCCUCCGCCAGCAGCAUCGAAAUGACCGCCUUCUACGCCGCCGUCGAGACCAUGAAGAAAGAGGGUGCGCAGAUCAUCUCCGCAAACUUCACCGUCCCCAACCCCGCCACGACAUCCAUCGUCCUCGGCGCGGAUUUCGUCUCCGACCUGGCCGCGUACCUCUCUCAGCUCACCCACAACCCGCACAACCUGCACACUCUAGCCGACGUGCGCAAGUUCACACAGACUUUUGCGGGUGAGAUGUACCCGGACCGGAACACAGCCACCUGGGACGCGGCCCUGGCGCUUGGGUACAAUAACACAGAUAUCAGGUUUUGGCAGGAACUGCAGAAAAAUUAUUACUGGGGUGGGGAAGGCGGGUUGCUGGGCGCGGUGGAAAGGAAUAAGUUAGAUGCGGUCAUCAUGCCUACGAGUCAGGCGGCGGGUAGGGCAGCGAUACAGGGCGCGCCGAUCGUGACUGUGCCGUUGGGGUUCUAUCCGGCGAGUUGGAAUGUUACGGUCAGUGGGAGGGGGUUGGUGCAGCAGGGGCCGAAUAUGCCAUUCGGACUGAGCUUCUUGGGAAGCAAGUUCUCGGAGGAGAAGUUGCUUGCUUUGGCGUACGCUUUUGAGCAGAAGACGCAGGUGCGGGCGAAGGGGCCUAAGCCGUAUAUUGUUCCGAAUAUUGAGCUGGGUGAUAUUGCUGGGUUUUGAGCGGAUGAUGGAUAAUGAAGGGUAUUUAAGUUGUCGAUGAUCGUGGUGAGUGCGGUUAAGGGAAGGUUUGGGAAAUAUACCUAACGUAGUUGCAUAACGAGUGGCGCAGCAUAACGAGUGGCGCACUUUUCUGCCUCUUACAACCACCCAACUCAAUCACUGUAUUACUCC